CAAGCUCGACUCCGACCCUUCGGUCCCCGACGUGGUUAUAGACAUCCUGCAGCAAAUCGAGAUCAGCAGCCACCUGGCACACAGCUGCCCGGGACCACGAGGUUAGAGGAUGAGCUUGAUGUCUUGGCUAUGGAUCUCCUUCAGGAUGAAAUUCCACCUGUUUUAGACCAAAAUGGCAGCUUCAGAGACAAAUCCAGACCAGCGAAAAAGAAACCCAUGACUGGGAACAUGCCUUUUCGGAAGAAAGACGCUCUACCAUCUGCCAGCCUGCAGCAAGGGCUUCAUAGAGUUGAAAAAAGUCGAGCAACCCAGCCUCACACCAAAAGCAGGUUGCACCAGACAACAGUCUCAUCCAGAUUAAAAAUGAACCAACAGCCUGUGAAAGACCAAAGGGCGCCAUGGAUACCUCCAAACCCCACGUCCCCGCCGGCCUCCCCUAAAUGUGCUAUGUGGUCAAAGGUGAAAUGUAGCCCCAAAGAAGCCAGCAAAGAGCAGGCUCUCCCACAAGAAGACGCUCAAGAGAAAGAUCACCUGCCGAGUGCCGUCGAACAGGAAGCAGUCAGGCUCGCUUGGCUUGAUGCUGAGACUUCCCAAAGACUGCAGGAACUAGAAGAACUGAAAGCCAAAGAAAUGGACAGGACGCAAAAACAGCGGCUUGAUUGGCUUGAUGCAGAAACUUCCAGAAGAACAAAGGAGCUGAAUGAACUCAAAACUGAGGAAAUGGAGAGACUACAAAAACUGAGUGUUUCUGCCACUGAGCUAGCAGACCAGGUAGAGCAAGCAGUACUGGAGCGUCUGAAGCCUCUCCUGGAUAAGGCCCAGAGAGUCCGUUCUUCUCUGGACACAAACACCCAUUUUGAGAACCGUCCGUCAGGAAGUACGGCAGCCGGCCAGCCUGCAGAGGAGCCUUUGCCUCUUGGCUCUGAUUCCAGCCAUGUGCGUCUGCUGGAUGGUUCUCCGGAAGACUCCACUCAUAAGUUGUGGGCUGGGACCCUCACGAAGAUCUCGGAGGACAGCAAGGACACUCCAACGCUAGAGACCAUGAUGCUCCGAAUGCAAGAGAUGGAAAAAUACCAGGAGACAGUUCGCCAAAGAUACAAUACAAUUGUAUAUUCGGAUCCUCGUUUUUUGAUGCAGGAAGAAAAAGACCAGAAUGCCCCAGCAGUCAAUGAGCGGCCCCUGCCGCCUCAUCCGAUCAGGAUCACUAAGACAGCGGCCCGCAGAGACCCCGAGGUGAACAUUGUGCUUGAGAGGCCUUGGAAUGGCAAUUCCCUGGAUGACAGUGUGAGCACGGAGGAGAGCGGGAAGAAAAGGGAGGUGUCCCUCCUCUCCCUUCCAGGAGACGCGCAGCCCAGCGAGGGCCGGGCUCACCUCUUCAUCCCCCCGGCCAUGCUGCACAGCAUCGGCGACUACUGCAGUCGCUUUGAGCGCUACCUCCGGCUGAUCUCUCAUGACGCUGUCGGCUCCUUCAACCCGUGGCUGAUCGCUGAAAGCUUUUCGGACGAGCUGGUCGACGAAGCGCUGGGCCGCGUGGCUGCUGAACUUCAGGAUGUGUGUGAAGACUACGCAGAAGCUGUGUUCACCUCAGAAUUUUUAGAGGCUGCUGCUUGAAGGCUCCCCAAGGUGGAAGGGGGGGGACCCUCAUCUCACACUGGAGAAGGGCGCCACCACCCUCUGGUUCAGCCCACAGGAAGUCUUUCGCCUUAGCUGCCUGCCCAGGCCCAGAAGGUGCAGCCCGCUGAAAGGACGCGGGAGUGCCAGUGAUGGUGCCCUUGCGCUGCGUCUACUGGCAGCAGUGGCGUGGGUGGUUUAUGACUGAAUCGGUUACACUUAUCAGGGCCGGGGAAACAUUGUGAAUCGGUUAUGACAAUAUAACAUUUUCUGAAUGUAUCCAAUUCCUACUGAAACAUUAUGUUCAGGCCUCUGGUGAAGAUAAGCAAUUAACCUGAAAUAAACGUAAGCUUCAGACUGGGUGGGAUUCAGGUUGCUGGUGAACCUGCAGGCGGCAUCCAGGCCAGCGGAAGCGCCAUCCCAGCAGCGGGCUUGGGUCUCGGUCUGUCGGCAAGUCCCGUCAGGACACCCGUCUCCAUCUCCUGGGUUACCGACUCGUGCGGGGCCCAGGGUCUGACUGAACUGCCACAGCCCUGCUCUCUCCCCGCUCGUGAAAAUAAAUAGAAACCCACUGUACCCAUCCAUGCCCACCGCCCACGCCCAGGGUGGUCUGGGACACGGUCAGUCCCCUGGUCUUUAGCUGUCCUGACAACUGUGAAUUCAGAGCAAGCCUGGGGGCUCUGGAGAGGACCAGGCCUCCCUGCUUCCCUGUUUCCUCACCACAAACGGUGGUGUGAGCAGGGAGGACAGAUGGGCAUCGCAUGGUGACUCCAGGUCUCCUCAGAGAAGGGAAGAAACGUAGCCAUGGUAGCCCGGCCCUUGAACUUCGCGUAUUCCUAUUUGACCAGAGAUAGAUCGCCUUAGUGUUUUCAGAAAGCCGGGAUGCAGAAGACGGCAAUGCGCAUCCCCACGCGAGCAGUCCCCUCGAGACAGGAGACGUGGAGAGUUGCGACCCGUGUGGCACUCGUGUCCACGCCGGAGGAGCUCUCCGAGGAACGUGCACUUCCGGGGAUCGUUUAAGCUGCUUGAUCAGGCGUACUUGUGCAAAAUUGAUUUUUUUAUGUUAAUAUUUUCCUGCUUAAUUUUAUAUAGCCUCAAUUUUCAUUUUUUUAAGCAUCAAGGGAAAUUAAAAGUCUUUGAUGGGGAUUCAAUAUGUACACUGAAAUUGAUAGGCAUGCCCGUCAUUGGUAGUAAUUUUGUGUGGCAGUUCUUACUAUGUUGAUGUGGUUUUUUUCUUUUUAAAAUAAACUCAGUAUUUUAAA
Molecule: messenger RNA, 2873 nt
Organism: Echinops telfairi (small Madagascar hedgehog)
Lineage: Eukaryota; Metazoa; Chordata; Mammalia; Afrosoricida; Tenrecidae
Product: KIAA0753 ortholog
Exons: 13
Coding region: 130-1611 (493 amino acids)
Biological process (GO): centriole replication; protein localization to centrosome
Cellular component (GO): centriolar satellite
Source: RefSeq, a predicted model, not a curated record